GCGGUGUGAGCACCUCGGGCUGACCGUGCGUGCCCAGCAUGGCAACGAUUCCCUCUAAAACGAGAGCAGGGGACUGCCGCUGCCUUCCUCUGCUCUGGUGGCUGUCCUGCUUCCCUGGUACUGGUCCUGAGCAAGGAAAGGAACUUCCUCUUUAAAGCGGCACGUUACUAUGUAAGGAGGAUUUCUGAUGGGGCGGAGCUAUUUCUUGAGCAGAUAAAGGCUGCGGGAUUAACAGCCCUCUCAGACUGCGAUCAGCAUGAACUGCAGCCUGCCAGACGGAGCGCUGCUCCACUACACGAUGGAGGGACGGCGGCACAGGCUGUGCCUACAGUCUCUUUGGGACUUUGUCGCAGCAAAGGAGCCAUUGAUCAAGUCACCAUUUUUUCCAGUGCUGUUUUCUUUUACAGCAUACAUGGCUUUCUGUCUUCCGUAUAUUGCACUGGACUUCUUAAGCAUUAGACUACCAAACUUGAGAAAAUACAAAAUCCAGCCGCAGAACUAUCCAACGCUUGGAAUGAUGGUGCCUUGCAUUAUUCAAAGUGUGUAUCACCAUGUUAUGUUGAUCUUCCCAGUGACAUUUCUCCACUGGUAUUGGAGACCAAUGAAUCUACCAGUGAUAGCUCCAGCGCUGCCUGAGGUCCUGCUGCAAGUAACAGUUUGCCUGCUGCUAUUUGAUUUUGAAUAUUUCCUGUGGCAUUUGCUUCAUCACAGGGUGCCUUGGCUCUACAAGACCUUCCACAAGGUGCAUCACAAGCACGUGUCGACGUUUGCCCUUACUACACAGUAUUCCAGUGUAUGGGAGUUACUCUCACUGGGAUUUUUUGCUGCUAUUAACCCACUGCUCCUUGGAUGCCAUCCUUUGACAGAAAUGAUUUUCUUCCUUGUAAACAUUUUUCUGUCAGUAGAGGACCAUUCAGGAUAUGACCUUCCAUGGUCAACUCACCGACUUGUACCUUUUGGUUUGUAUGGAGGAGCACCACAUCAUGAUCUCCACCAUCUGAAAUUCAAAUCAAACUAUGCUCCUUAUUUCACACACUGGGACAAACUCUUCGGGACAUUCACCAAGUCACAUUCUAAUUAAGAAUGGACAAACUCAUAUUUUUUAUAGACUGAACUGGGACAUUAUUUUUUUAAAGACCUACAGAAGAUUGUAUAUUUGAAUCUACCUGUUAAAGCAAUAGCUAUUUAUAACAAAGCCUCUUAAUAUAUGUGUAUUUGUAUGUGUACUUGGAACUGCCUGUGUUAAAUGACUGCAAAUGGGGAGGUGAAUAUGUGUUGCUUAAAUUUGAGUCAAAGGUUUAAGGGAAGCAUUAAGAGACAUUCUCUCUUUUUUCCUUCUUUCCGGCUUUCAUAAAGCAUGUAUCAUAUUACUGUAUGAUGUUUUAUACAUACGCCAGAACAAUUAUCUUACUGUUGUAGGAUGAUUUAUGAUGUAAACAGAAAAGGUACACAUCAUGGAUUUUUGUAGAGUUUAAUCUGCCAGAGCAUAUUAUUGCGCAAUGAUAUUGUAAAAUAUUGCUGCCAAACCAGGGUAGUUGGCUAACUGUGCAAUAAUUUUCAUAUUUAUAUUUUCAACCUUUAUGUACUGUCUGUUUUUAAUAGAAAAUAAAUAUGGUCA
Messenger RNA from Manacus vitellinus (golden-collared manakin), 1618 nucleotides. It is a transcript of the gene CH25H, whose product is annotated as cholesterol 25-hydroxylase. The coding region runs from base 257 to 1081 and encodes 274 amino acids. The record is from RefSeq and is a predicted model, not a curated record. Lineage: Eukaryota; Metazoa; Chordata; Aves; Passeriformes; Pipridae. Gene Ontology annotation, molecular function: steroid hydroxylase activity; iron ion binding; C-4 methylsterol oxidase activity. Gene Ontology annotation, biological process: cholesterol metabolic process; sterol biosynthetic process. The transcript has 2 exons.